GACAUCUUCUGUCUCAGUAUGUCUACAAUGUAUUUUUCUUCUUCCUCUUCCCUAAUUGUGAUCCUCUUCACAUCUCUUCUCUUCACAUCCACUUCCUCACUACAAACUCCCAAGCAUUAUAUAGUGUACAUGGGCAGGCCCAUUGAAGCUGAUGUGCAUAACGAAGAAGCUUCUUAUCUCCAGAUGUUGGACACUCUUCUUCCGAGGGAAGAGAGUGAGAGAAGAAAAGGAGUACAUCAUUACAAGCAUGCCUUUAGAGGAUUCUCCGCUAUGCUUACAGAAGAAGAAGCCGCAGCCAUUUCUGAACACGAUGAGGUGGUGUCGGUGUUCGAAGAUCCGAUACUGCAACUUCACACAACUCGGUCUUGGGACUUUUUGGACUCUCUUUCUGGAGUUUCUUCUUCAUUUCCAAUAUAUAAUAAUGUUCAUGGAUCAUCUGAUAUCAUAAUUGGCGUUGUGGAUACCGGGAUAUGGCCAGAGUCUCCAAGUUUCAAUGAUAAAGGGUUUGGAGAAAUACCUUCAAAGUGGAAGGGUACUUGCAUGGAAGGUCCCGACUUCAACAAAUCCAGCUGUAACAGAAAGUUGAUCGGAGCAAGAUAUUACAAAUCAGCCGAAGCCAAGUCACCAAGAGAUUUCAACGGUCAUGGGACUCACACGGCCUCCACGGCGGCUGGAGCGUUUGUUGAUGGAGCCAGUUACCGUGGCCUUGCUCGUGGGACGGCCAAGGGAGGCCAGCCAGGGUGUAGGAUUGCCGUCUACAGGGUUUGCCAAGACGACGGUUGCUCCAGCUCCGCCAUGUUAAAAGCCAUCGAUGAUGCGAUCAAUGACGGCGUUGACCUCAUCUCCCUUUCCAUUGGCUUGAGUGCUGCAAACAAACCAGAUUAUCUGUCCGACCCAAUCGCCAUCGGAGCCUUCCACGCAGAGCUCAAAGGCGUUAUGUUCAUUGCCUCUGCGGGGAACGAUGGCCCCGACGCUUUUACCGUCACCAACGUGGCACCAUGGAUGUUUACGGUGGCUGCUUCCAACAUUGACAGAGAGUUUCAAUCAUCUAUCAUACUCGGCAGCGGCAAAGUGUUAGGAGGAGCAGGGAUCCAUUUCCCCAGUGGCACAAGAUCUAAAGCAUACCCUCUUGUGUAUGCAAGAAAUGCGGCUGCUGCAUCUACAUCUGUUGAAGAUGCAAGGAACUGUCUUCCUGGAUCCUUGGAUCCGAAGAAAGUGACCGGGAAGGUUGUUGUUUGUGUGAGGUCAAGCACUUCGGGUAUAACAAAGAAAAUUCUAAGGGCGAUACUAGAGGAUGCUGGAAGCAAAGGUUUGAUUCUGAUAAACAAAAAGGAGCAGAUUAUAGCUUCGGAUUCAGGUCCAUUCUCUCACUCAGAAGUUGAUAUGACUGAUGGCUACAAGAUUCUCAAGUAUAUUCUUCACACCAAGAAUCCAACCGUUACGAUUGUUCCAACCGUUGAGGUCAAACGCACUAGACCUGCACCUGUCGUUGCACCCUUCUCGUCUAGAGGCCCUGCGUCUCUAACAGAGAACAUUCUCAAGCCUGAUAUAAUGGCACCCGGCGUUUUGAUUUUGGCGGCUGUGCUUCCGGCCGAAACAGCUAAACGAUCCACUCGUGAGUAUGGGUUAAGGUCAGGAACGUCCAUGGCUUGCCCUCACGUGACCGGAGCAGCCGCUUUCGUCAAGGCUCUUCGCCCUUCUUGGACUCCCUCCAUGAUCAAAUCUGCUCUCAUGACCACAGCAAUAUCAUAUGACAACAUGAGAAGACCAGUGACAAACACCUCAGGGCUCACAUCAACGCCUCACGAAACCGGUGCCGGAGAAAUCAAUCCUCACCGAGCAGUAAACCCGGGGCUUAUCUUUGAGACAACCGCACACGAUUAUCUCCAAUUCCUUUGCUACUACGGCUACUCACAAAAAACCAUAAGCAAAAAACUCACCAAUACUAAAUUCAGUUGCUCCAAGAAGGUUUCUAAAGAUCUUAUCUCCACCAUCAAUUACCCAUCAAUCUCUAUUGGGAAUCUGCGUCGCGGCCAACGUUACCGUAGGGUGAUCGAGAGAACCGUCACAAAUGUUGGACCGGAGAAGAAUGUGACGUACGUGGUCCACGUCGUGGCUCCAGAGGGAUUGGUGGUUAAUGUUGAACCAAAGAGAGUUGUGUUUGGAGAAAACGUGAGCAAGGUUUCAUUUAAGGUUUGGUUCUACGGGAAAGAGAGUGCAUCAAAGGAUUAUCAUCAUGGAUCCUUAGAGUGGUCAGAUGGUUACCAUUUGGUCCGUUCCGUUUUUUCAGUCAAGAUUAAUUAGUGGCUAAGCCGCUAAUGAAAUGCAAGACCCAUGGAAGUUUUAUUUGUAAUAUUUGAAGGGUCGUUGUAUGUUGGUUUAAUAAUUGGUUUAUGAUUGUGGGUCGUUGUAUGUUGGUUUAAUAAUUGAUUGAUGAAAUCAAAU
Molecule: messenger RNA, 2445 nt
Organism: Thlaspi arvense
Lineage: Eukaryota; Viridiplantae; Streptophyta; Magnoliopsida; Brassicales; Brassicaceae
Source: the annotation of a GenBank genome assembly